AUGUUGAUUUCCGGUUAUAAAUUUCUCAAAAAAAAAUAUGACUUGAAAUACAAGCGUAUCUCUGUUCAAGAGACAGCCGAAACAUCAUGUCCUCAUCGACAACAAGCAUCUGCCACAUCCCCAGAAACUGCCGAUUCCGCCGCCAAAGAGACCGUCGUCGUCGCCAAUGCCAACGAGAUUUGCCCAAUAUGCAAGCAGGAGGAACACGACGCCACCGUCUACCGAUGGAAGCUGAUCGGUGGCCUGUUGCUGCCAUAUACCCUAGCCUCGUUGGAUUUGACUAUUGUGGCGUCUUCGUUGCCGUUUAUUGCCUCGUAUUUCGAUAAAUUCGACCAGCUCAACUGGAUCGUCACUGCAUAUACCUUGACCUCAACCGCGUUCAUACCGACAUUCGGCCAAAUAGCGGAUAUCUUUGGGCGGCAUGCGGCUCUGCAGCUGUCCAUGGGCUUUAUGCUCGUUGGUAGUACGCUGGCUGCGGCCGCGCAGUCCUGGGGUAUGCUGCUUCUAGGCCGUGCUCUGCAGGGUACAAGUGCUGCGGGGAUCAUGAGUAUUAUCAUGAUUGUGCUUGCGGAUAAGGUUUCGCUGAAGGAGAAUGCGAAGAAUAGUACUAUUUUUACAAUGGUGUCUAGCAUUGGUUAUUCGGUGGGGCCGGUUAUUGGAGGUUACUUGACAAAUGCUAAUUGGAGAUAUGUGUUUGUCGUCUCCAUUCCGAUCGCCUUUCUUUCGCACUUCACCAUCUACUUCCUCCUCUACAAGGAACUCUUACCGGGUACGCAUUUUCGCAAGGGAUCCAGAUGGUCAUCCAUCCUACCGGGUCUAGCCACCUUGGAUAUUGGCGGAACACUGCUAUUCAUUUUCGGCGUGGGUCUCAUCAUCCUCGGCACCGCUUGGGGCGGGUCGACUUACCCUUGGGCAUCGGCCCAGGUGUUGGCACCUAUCGUCGUUGGAAGCAUUUGUUUCGCAUCCUUUUUUGCGUACGAGUACCUGCUUGAGCCAGGUCAACUGCUGGCUAGGGCUUUUCCGCGGCAGGUACCUAUGAUACCCUACAGUCUGUUUUCGAGACUGGAUACGUUGCUCAUUGCCAUCCUUGAUUUUGCGAGUGGUGCUGCCAUGUAUGCCGUUUUCUACUACAUCGGGGUAUACUUUACCCUAGUUGAAGCCUACCCAUCAUCCAAAGCGGGUGUACAACUGCUAUACUACAUCCCAGGCCUUGGAGUUGGCGUAUAUAUGGCCAUUUUAAUGUGCAACGUCUGGCCCGCGCAGACGUUUUUGCCUUUAACCCUGGGCACAAUCGAAGAAACCAUUGGCCUCGCCAUGCUCGCCUGGGCCAUUUCAACCCGCAACACGAGCCUUGUAAAUGGUAUGAUGGUCCUCGCCGGAGCGGGCACGGGCUCUCGCUUCAUGCCCUCGAGUCUGCACAUUGCUGGGGUCUGGCCCGAGAAGAUUGCGCCGGCCAUGUCGCUGAUGAGGUUUGCGCAGCCGUUUGGAGGGACCCUUGCACUGACUAUUAUGGGUGCCGUGUUUAAUAACAAGUGGUCUGGCAGCUCAGCCCUGUCUAACAGCAGCAGCAGUGCUGCUUCUUCUUUUGAUCCUCAUAGUACGGAUAGCCUGGAUAGCGUCUCGGCGCUGCCGCAGAACGUGCAAGAUAUUGUGCGCAACGUUGGGAAAGACGCUAUUAUGUGGGCUUUUAUCGCUAUCCUUCCAAUUCUGGGAAUAAGUCUGGUGACUGGCUUGUUUCUGGGGAAUGUCUGGAUUAAACCCAGCAAGGAGAGUAAAAAGGACGCAGAGAAUGGCGAGCGUGAAGCUGGUACGAGUGAGGUUAUCUACGUGCCGUAUCUGUAUGCACUGUUCAAGGGAAAUGUUAAUUCAUUCAAACGUCUUUCAAAGCCACUGUCCGAGCAGGAGAAGAUGCAGCAAGCUGGAGAGCAGAGAGAUGUCGAGCUGCGUGGACUGUAG
Molecule: messenger RNA, 1956 nt
Organism: Talaromyces rugulosus
Lineage: Eukaryota; Fungi; Ascomycota; Eurotiomycetes; Eurotiales; Trichocomaceae
Exons: 8
Coding region: 1-1956 (651 amino acids)
Biological process (GO): basic amino acid transport; transmembrane transport
Cellular component (GO): fungal-type vacuole membrane
Molecular function (GO): basic amino acid transmembrane transporter activity
Source: RefSeq, a predicted model, not a curated record